CCUUGGAAUCACGUGAUCAAAACACUGUCAUGGCGGCCGCCGCUGCUGCGCGAGUGAGCGUGGGGCAUCUGACUUUGAGAAUUUCAAGAGUAGCACCAGACUGUAGUAUUUGUCCUUUUAACAGACUCAAUGUAUGUAGGAAUGCCAUUACGGGUGGAACAAAAGGACGAGCCCUAGAUCGUUUUCGCACGCCAAAUAGGAAUCUCCAGACAUCUAUCAGUCACUACCAUCUAGCAGACCAUAGCAACGCAGAAGAUCCAGAUGAUGUAGUCAAUGUGGUGUACGUAGAUCGAUCUGGACAUCGGAUACCUGUCAGGGCCAAAGUUGGGGACAAUAUUCUCUACCUUGCUCAUAAGCAUGGCAUUGAAUUGGAGGGAGCCUGCGAAGCGUCCCUAGCUUGCUCAACAUGUCAUGUGUACGUACAAGGAGACUAUUGUGAUAAGCUGCCAGACCCAGAUGAGAGGGAGGAUGACAUGCUGGACAUGGCGUCCAGUCUGCAGGAGAACUCCCGCCUGGGCUGCCAGAUCAUCCUGACCAAGGAGCUAGAGGGCAUCGAGCUCACGCUGCCCAAAACCACCCGCAACUUCUACGUGGAUGGCCAUGUUCCGAAACCUCACUGAGUGAGGGUGAGCUGUGGUCUGGGGAAGUUGAAAGUUUACGGCUGGGGUGGGAGGUAACGAGGCAAGGCUGUUAGUAUGUUGGUCUGGGAUAUGAGGUCAACGGGUCACCCUGAUAAACAGCAGGUUUCUUGCUGAACACUAAGGAAAAUCAUGCCCCCCAAAAACCUCAGUUUGGUUCAGGGCUCUCUCCUUAAAAUGUAUGUUAAGUGCAUUUCAUUGAAAAGGUCACAUUUGAGUUUCACUUACUGCAUACAAGCAAAAUAAGGCCAUACAAACCUCACCUAUUGUGCAAAACUGAAGCGCAAAACUAUUACAAAAAACUACUGUUGUUCUUUGAAAAAGUCAGACAAUCUUAGGCAAGAAACUUUUUUUUGUUGUGUGAUACAAAGGAACAUUCCUUGCUAAGAUUGGUAAAACAAAGCAAAAAGUCAGACGCACAAACAUUACAAGAGUUCUCAGCAUUGCACACUCUCUGCUUUCCCAUCUGACCAUACAACUUGCCCACUUUACUCACAUAUCCAGAUGAAAUAAUACUGUGAUAAAAGGCAGGGCUGUUUAUCCAAUUCCCACCCCUCCCCUGUGAAGUGCAGCCUGUUACCUGAGUUCUCUACAAAUAAGGAAAGUUGACAGGUUUCUUAAAGUCUUCGAACUUAUGAAGCAUCUUGCCCUAUCUGUGUAGAUUUCAGUGUUUAGUGUCUGUUAGCAGGAGACACAUCUUGUGUAGUUUGUACAUUUAACAGCUACUUGCUUCAUUUUAAUUUAAUCAUUUCACUUCAAUUGAGUUAGCAGGAACCACAUGUAAACAGUAUUUCUGCAGUUGUUCAGUCCAGUAUGUUUUUCCUUUCCUGUUUUUCAGUUGUACUGUAACGGUCAUAUAUGCGCACAAUGUAACCAUUACUUUUGUACAAGUAAUGCAAUUACAAGUUAGGGUUUUAAUAAAACUCUUAAACUCA
Molecule: messenger RNA, 1573 nt
Organism: Clupea harengus (Atlantic herring)
Lineage: Eukaryota; Metazoa; Chordata; Actinopteri; Clupeiformes; Clupeidae
Gene: fdx2
Product: ferredoxin 2
Biological process (GO): P450-containing electron transport chain
Cellular component (GO): mitochondrion
Molecular function (GO): electron transfer activity; 2 iron, 2 sulfur cluster binding
Source: RefSeq, a predicted model, not a curated record